Molecule: messenger RNA, 1209 nt
Organism: Oncorhynchus kisutch (coho salmon)
Lineage: Eukaryota; Metazoa; Chordata; Actinopteri; Salmoniformes; Salmonidae
Product: peroxiredoxin
Exons: 6
Coding region: 148-747 (199 amino acids)
Biological process (GO): removal of superoxide radicals; hydrogen peroxide catabolic process; response to oxidative stress
Cellular component (GO): cytosol
Molecular function (GO): thioredoxin peroxidase activity
Source: RefSeq, a predicted model, not a curated record
AACUGAAUGACUGCGCUGUGGCCAUAGCCGGUGUUAUAACAUCGCGAGAAUUUGAGCUGCCGUAUAUAUUUUCAAGCGAUUCUUCUCAUUCUUUGCACUCCUCCUCUCAAGCUGCCGCAGUGGGACCGAAGUAGAGGCAAAGUGAAGAUGGCUGCAGGUAAAGCACGCAUCGGGCAUCUGGCCCCUGGCUUCACGGCCAAAGCAGUGAUGCCAGAUGGCCAGUUCAAAGACAUCAGCAUGUCUGAUUACAGAGGGAAGUAUGUGGUGUUCUUCUUCUACCCGCUGGACUUCACCUUUGUGUGCCCCACUGAGAUCAUCGCCUUCAGUGACGCUGCCGACGAGUUUAGGAAGAUCGGUUGUGAGGUCAUUGGUGCCUCUGUCGAUUCCCACUUCUGCCAUCUUGCUUGGACCAACACACCUCGUAAGCAGGGUGGUCUGGGUGCCAUGAAGAUUCCUCUGGUAGCCGACACACUGCGUUCCAUCUCCACGGACUACGGGGUGUUGAAGGAGGAUGAGGGCAUCGCCUACAGGGGCCUCUUCAUCAUUGACGACAAGGGCGUCUUGAGGCAGAUCACCAUCAACGAUCUGCCGGUGGGACGCUCCGUUGACGAGACCCUGCGUCUGGUGCAGGCCUUUCAGUUCACUGACAAACACGGAGAAGUCUGUCCUGCCGGCUGGAAACCAGGAAGUGACACCAUCAAGCCCGACGUGCAGAAGAGCAAAGACUUCUUCUCCAAGCAGCAGUAAGACGACACAUGUCUGAAGCCUGCUGUAGGACAGCUAGAAUUACAGUACAUUUCAAGAGAACAAUGGUGAAGAGCAGUAGCCUACCUCUGUGCCUGAGAACUGUAGAACAACAUCUUCAGCAUCCCCUUAUCUCAUGUGUUUGGGUAGAGUGCAAAUUAUUAUGACCAAACUAUGAAGAUUAUAUUAACGUAUAGCUUGGAGAUGUUUUAUAUUUUAGUCAUUUAGCAGACACUCUUAUCUUAGUGUCAUUGAUGUCGGCCUAUUUUAUUCUGCUGUAUCAUUUUUGUAACAUCUGAGGUGGACAUUCGUUUUUGCCUUUAGGCCACAGAUGGGAUAGUCUGAAAUGAGGAACAGAAGCUUUACAGGACAAAACUUGUGGCGAAAACUCAGUUAGCUUUUUGUCUCUUUAUUUACAACUCAAUGUCAUUUCAUCUUCUAAAUAAAAACUUUUACAAAGGCAAA